Messenger RNA from Trametes versicolor FP-101664 SS1, 1206 nucleotides. RefSeq lists its product as uncharacterized. The record is from RefSeq and is a predicted model, not a curated record. Lineage: Eukaryota; Fungi; Basidiomycota; Agaricomycetes; Polyporales; Polyporaceae. The annotation marks the transcript as partial. The transcript has a single exon.
CGCCCGACUCGCCCGACUUCGAGCCUUCCGCCGCUCGCCCGGCUUAGCUCGUACUCCUUGGCCCAACUUUCGGUCGCGGUGGAUAACUUGCGCGCCAUCUAUUGCACACCAAUCAAGCCUCCCAAGCCUGCGCUUGCUUUGCCCAAACGCAAGCUGCUGCCGAAGCACCUCGUCCACGACACAUCCGUUCCCGAUUCCGGUUACGCCUCCGCCGAAGGCGAGGAAGAGGACGACGAGGAAACUGCGCAGGAUGAUCCAGAGGAGGAUGCUUACGACCCCGACGUCUUGCGUUCCGACCCCUUCGAACGCGAGUAUGCCAUCCGCUGGCUCACCGGCUUCACCGCGCGCGCGGACAUGUGGGCUUAUGCCUCCGAAGACGAGGCGGAGACGGACGCCCGUGCGGCCUUCGUAGAUGCCACGGCGUCUCUGCUCGCGACCUUCGCAGGAGAGGAGGAAGAAGAGGACAUCACACGCACGUUCACCUUCCCCACCGGGCCCGAGUCAAGCGCGGUCCACGUCGAGCUCAAUGACGCUGCGCUGCUCAGCGACGACCACACCUCCGUCGGCCUCCAAAGCUGGGGCAGCUCUAUCCUGCUCGCGGAGCGCAUGUGCAUGCACCCCUCCGACUUUGGUCUGGUCAACCCCGCGCAACGCGCCCUACGCGUUCUGGAGCUAGGUGCCGGGACGGGGCUACUGAGCAUCGUCGCGGCCAAGGUCCUCGCCUCUUCCGCCCCGUCCUGUUCCCCUACGGUCGUAGCGACGGACUACCAUCCCUCCGUCCUCGCCAACCUGCGCGCGAAUGUCGAGACGAACUUCCCUUCCUCAUCCGACACCGCAGUGGACGUCCUACCGCUCGACUGGCAGACCCCCGUGUACGAAGGUCCGCUCUCUGAGCACUUCGACGUCAUCUUCGCCGCGGACGUGGUGUACCACCCCGAGCACGCGUGCUGGAUCAAGGCUUGCGUCGAGCGGCUGCUCGCGCCUGAGCGCGGCGUGUUCUGGCUCAUCAUCCCCAUCCGCCCGACGGGCAGGCAUGAAGGCAUGACGAACACCGUGGAGGCGGUCUUCCCACAUUGCUCAGCUGUGAAAGCUGGGAGGGAGCAGCGCGAGCUGGCCAUUCUGGAGGUUGAAGGGCUGAGGAAGCAUGACGGAGUGGGCCGUGCAGACGAGGGCGGGUACAGGAUGUACAAGAUAGGGUGGGUUUGA